Molecule: messenger RNA, 661 nt
Organism: Anolis carolinensis (green anole)
Lineage: Eukaryota; Metazoa; Chordata; Lepidosauria; Squamata; Anolidae
Gene: tomm6
Product: translocase of outer mitochondrial membrane 6
Exons: 3
Coding region: 42-257 (71 amino acids)
Cellular component (GO): mitochondrial outer membrane translocase complex
Source: RefSeq, a predicted model, not a curated record
GGCGUGCGACGGAAGCGGCGCGUUCUCUCGGCGGGAAUAUCAUGGCGCCCGGCGUGCAAACGGGGAGCGGCAGCAGCUCUGAGCCGGUUUCGCCGGAAGGCCUUCGAAGCUGGAUCCGGGGCGCCUACCGCUUCGCCACGGACCGCAACGAUUUCCGAAGGAACCUCAUUGUUAAUUUGGGACUCUUUGCAGUUGGAGUUUGGGUAGCGAGAAAUUUAACAGAUAUUGAUUUGAUGGCACCGCAGCCGGUAGCAUAGCAGAGAUGAUCUCUGAAGUAGAACUCGCUGAAGUCAGAACAGAACAUCUUGCUAUAUGAAAAAAUGAGUUGCAAUUGAAACGACAUUUUGCAUAGAUGUUACUUUCCAAACUGCUUCUGUUCCAAGUAUUAGAGGCUUCGGUAGGUCUGCAAACUCAAUUAUGAAGUAAUAGUGACAACACUGAAGCAAUGUUUUAUGUGUACAUUUCAUUAUGUUCAUUUCCCUGGUUUGGGAGCAAAGAGUUUGGCGUCUAAGUAAAAUUGUAGUCCUUAAAGCUCUGCUCUUUUUUGUGCUAGUCAGCUAUUCAAAAGCUAUUCAAAAUGUAAGAUAAAAUUAUUUUGUAGAAUGAAUUGCUUUCUGAGUUUAACAGCUUCUACAUUGCAAAAUAAAGACAUGUCAGUGCA